This is a messenger RNA of Parathielavia appendiculata, 438 nucleotides long. RefSeq names its product UPF0047-domain-containing protein. The transcript has 4 exons. The record is from RefSeq and is a predicted model, not a curated record. NCBI's taxonomy places the organism in Eukaryota, Fungi, Ascomycota, Sordariomycetes, Sordariales, Chaetomiaceae. The coding region runs from base 1 to 438 and encodes 145 amino acids.
AUGUGGUACCAGAAACAGUUCACACUCCCUGCACGGGCGCGCGGCUCGUACCUCAUCACCGACACGGUGCUGAAGGAGCUGCCCGAGAUCCGAGAGUACAAGGUCGGGCUGCUAAACCUGUUUAUCCAGCACACGAGCUGUGCGCUGAGUUUGAAUGAGAACUGGGACGAGGACGUCCGAGCCGACAUAAGCGACACGCUGGAUCGAAUCGUGCCCGAGGCUGGGCCGAACGGGGAGACUUUAUAUCGGCAUGAUGCGGAGGGGCCUGAUGAUCUCCCUGCGCAUGUCAAGUCUGCUCUGAUCGGGGCGAGCGUGACCAUUCCGAUAAAGGACGGCAAGCUGUGCACCGGGACGUGGCAGGGUAUCUGGUACCUAGAAUUCCGCGCCAUGAAACACACCCGCAAGAUAGUAGCCACCAUCCAGGGUGAAAAGGCAUAG